AUGAAGCCCGUAAGUCUAAGGCCUUUUUUGCCCCGCCCGGCAAUUCGAAGGAGAAUCUGGAUGUCCCGAAGUUAUGCAGUUCAAGCUCCCGGAUCACCAACUCUCCAAAUCUUCAAUCGACAUACAAAAUACCUACAGAAGGAGCGGGCCGCUUCCGAUGUAGAACGGAGCAGACAAGUGGACUAUCUGAAGGAUGAGGUAGCUAUGCGGCUAUCGGAAAGACUCCUGGAUAUCAACCGCGAGUUCGACAAUGUCCUCGACCUCGGCGCAAACUCAUGUCAAAUCGCACGGGCACUUACUCUCCCAGAACGCUACCCAGAUCCCACCAAGGAGCCUGUUUCUAUCUCUUCGCGACUGUCGAAGCUCACAGCAGCAGAGUCGUCACGAAGUAUGUUGUACCGAGACGUGGACCUACCCUUCAACCAAAAGAUUACACUUACACGCGAAGUGCUUGACGAUGAAGAAAGGCUUCCUUUUGAAGCAAACACAUUCGACGCUGUGCUAAGCUCCCUGAGUAUGCACUGGAUCAACGACCUACCAUCGCUACUGGCACAGAUAAACCAUGUUCUGAAGCCCGACAGCCCGUUUUUGGCGGCGAUGUUUGGAGGAGAUACCUUGUACGAAUUGCGGACUUCUUUACAAUUAGCAGACCAGGAGCGGAGAGGUGGUGUCUCUCCACACGUGUCUCCUCUGGCUGAUGUUAGAGAUAUGGGCGGGCUUUUACAGAAGGCUGGGUUCAAAAUGCUGACGGUUGAUGUCGAUGACAUCAUUGUUGACUUUCCCGAUACAUUUUCUCUGAUGCAAGACUUGCAGGCGAUGGGAGAGAGCAAUGCGAUUCUUGGAAGAGAACCAGGGGCCAUCAAAAGAGAUGUUCUGCUUGCGAACGAAGGUAUAUAUCGGGAGCUUCACGGCAACGAGGAUGGUACGCUGCCAGCGACGUUCCGGAUGAUAUACAUGAUCGGCUGGAAAGAAGGCCCAAACCAGUCUCAGCCACUGCCUAGAGGAAGUGGCGAAAUUAACUUGAAAGAUAUCCUGGGCGGUGGCGAUAUUCGAUGA
Molecule: messenger RNA, 1056 nt
Organism: Drepanopeziza brunnea f. sp. 'multigermtubi' MB_m1
Lineage: Eukaryota; Fungi; Ascomycota; Leotiomycetes; Helotiales; Drepanopezizaceae
Source: RefSeq, a predicted model, not a curated record